AUGUUCAAAUACUUUGCUUUGUGUUUCUUUGGUAUCAUCGCAAUGGUUGCAGCUAAACCAGGACUUGUAGCACCACUGGCCUACUCAGCACCACUUGUCACUUCCGCUGCAGCACUGCCUUAUACAGCUGCCUACACCACCGCAUACAGCUCACCUUACUAUACAUCCUAUGCUUCUCCAUACAUUGCUGGUUCACCCUACACCGAUGCCUACACCGCCGCUGCAUACUCCGCUUAUCCUUACAGCUCCAUUUUGUUGAGACGUUAA
This is a messenger RNA of Teleopsis dalmanni, 267 nucleotides long. RefSeq lists its product as uncharacterized. Bases 1 to 267 code for a protein of 88 amino acids. NCBI's taxonomy places the organism in Eukaryota, Metazoa, Arthropoda, Insecta, Diptera, Diopsidae. The transcript has 2 exons. The record is from RefSeq and is a predicted model, not a curated record.